AAUAUUACUUUACUACUACUAUGAUGUUUUGUCCGCAUUUAGAUCGUUAAUGUCGGUCCGUUUCUUUAAUCAUUUUAGUUGUUAUGUUGCUUUUUUGGUUCUCGUUUGCUUUCGGGGAAUAAUCGGUAUUAAAUUCGCUUCGAGCCGAGCUUAAAACAGUUUGAAGCAUGAUGAGAUUAGGUCUUCUUGCGCUGAAUUUGGAGCUCUGAAGUGAGACCAAAUAAGGUCGGUGCCCUUCAAACUUCUUGUUCCAACUCUUUUCAGUGAAGCAUGCGGGUUUUGACGCCAUUUUGCUACAAAAAGGAUUGAUUGGAGCAAGUUGUGAAGGGUUAUGAGCUUCACAUCAACCCAACUAGUCACCUCAAGCAGGAUGGGCAUAUAUGAUCCAUUCCAACAAAUUAGCAUGUGGGAAGACACCUUCAAAGGUGAUAGUAGCCCAAAUAAAGGUGUUUCCACAAUUCUACAGGUGGAUGCUAGGCUGGACAACAAGUCUGAAUUUAUUUCUCAUGAAUCGGGGGGACCCUCCAGUACAGAUCAAGAAGAAAACAAGCCUGCUGACAAGGUACAGAGACGCCUUGCGCAAAAUCGUGAAGCUGCUCGUAAAAGUCGGUUACGGAAAAAGGCUUAUGUUCAACAGUUAGAAACAAGCCGUUUGAAGCUGGCACAGCUGGAGCAGGAACUUCAUAGAACUAGGAAGCAGGGUGUGUACACUGGCAGUGCCCUAGAUACUAGUCAUGGAGGUUUUUCUGCAAAUGUUAACUCAGGCAUUGUUGCAUUUGAGAUGGAAUAUGCACACUGGGUUGAAGAGCAACGCAAACGAAAUUUUGAACUUAGAAAUGCAUUGCAAGCUCAUGUAUCUGAAAUAGAACUUAAUAUACUUGUAGAAAAUGGCUUGAACCAUUAUUACAAUCUUUUUCGCAUGAAAGCAGAUGCUGCAAAGGCCGAUGUCUUUUAUUUACUGUCCGGGGUGUGGAAAACAUCUACAGAACGUUUCUUCCUCUGGAUUGGAGGAUUUCGCCCGUCAGAGCUUCUAAAUAUCCUCUUGCCACAACUUGAGCCAUUGACUGAUCAACAAGUUGUGGGAGUACGUGACCUCCAGCGGUCAUCUCAGCAAGCGGAAGAUGCCCUUUCACAAGGAAUGGAUAAACUCCAGCAGAGUCUGUCCCAGGGCAUAGGAGCUCAAUCAAUAAAUGCAGGAAAUUAUGGGUCUCAGAUGGCUGCCGCAAUGCUUAAGUUGGAAGAUCUUGAGGGAUUUGUGAACCAGGCAGACCACCUUCGGCAACAAACUAUGCAGCAAAUGUCUCGCAUCCUAACAACCAACCAAGUAGCUCGUGGCUUGCUCGCCUUGGGGGAGUAUUUCCACCGUCUCCGUGCUCUCAGUUCGCUUUGGGCUGCUCGUCCUCGUGAACCUGCCUAGCCUAGAAAGUACCUCUAGAAUCACCAUAUAUAUAUAUAUAGAGAGAGAGAGAGGUUGUAGUCCCUUCACGCCUCAGCUGCAAAGGGAAUGAAUACCGUACCUUUUGUUUGAAAACAGUUUCUCUAGUUUGAUAAGGUGUAAAUAUGCAUAUAUAUAUAUAUCUCAAGGUUAUGUUUAUCAAGAAAUUUAGGAAAUGUGAUAUUCCAUACAAUGCCUGUUGUAGACUAUAUUAUCUGCAUUGUGAUAAUAUAUGAACUUGAAUGUUGGUGCUUCUUGGGCAACAUGUUGGCUUUAGAUGAUUGCUGCACCAUUAAGGCACAUUGAAUGCAAACUCCCCUUGUUUUACA
This is a messenger RNA of Corylus avellana, 1764 nucleotides long. RefSeq names its product bZIP transcription factor family protein (gene TGA7). NCBI's taxonomy places the organism in Eukaryota, Viridiplantae, Streptophyta, Magnoliopsida, Fagales, Betulaceae. Gene Ontology annotation, biological process: DNA-templated transcription; regulation of DNA-templated transcription. The record is from RefSeq and is a predicted model, not a curated record. Gene Ontology annotation, molecular function: DNA-binding transcription factor activity; sequence-specific DNA binding.